Messenger RNA from Eupeodes corollae, 435 nucleotides. Its product is annotated as synuclein-like. Bases 1 to 435 code for a protein of 144 amino acids. NCBI's taxonomy places the organism in Eukaryota, Metazoa, Arthropoda, Insecta, Diptera, Syrphidae. The transcript has a single exon. The record is from RefSeq and is a predicted model, not a curated record.
AUGAAUAAGCAAGUGUUUGUCGCAUUUUUGGUCCUGGCCAUUGCCACAGUUUGUGUCCGCGCUGAGUGCGAGGAGGGCGGUGAUGAUGGAGCGGUCCUUGGAUUCCUCAAGAAAGUCGGUUGCAACAUCAAGGACGGUGCCGAGAAAGUUGGCGAAGGAAUUGCCGAAGGAGCUAAGGCCACAAAGGAUGGCGCUGAGUCACUUGGAAGUUCAAUUAUUGACGGAGUUAAGGAUGGUGCUGAGGCAACAAAAGAUGGAGUCAUGAAAGUCGGUGGCAAAGUUGUUGACGGUGUUAAGGAUGGAGCCAAGGCCACCAAGGAAGGUGCUGAGAAUUUGGGAGGCAAAAUUUCUGAUGGAUUAGUGACUGCCAAGGACAAAGUUAAGGAUAUUGGUUCAGACAUCAAGAACAAAGCUAGUGACUUAGUCAGCAAAUAG